Molecule: messenger RNA, 1776 nt
Organism: Talaromyces rugulosus
Lineage: Eukaryota; Fungi; Ascomycota; Eurotiomycetes; Eurotiales; Trichocomaceae
Exons: 2
Coding region: 1-1776 (591 amino acids)
Molecular function (GO): oxidoreductase activity; FAD binding
Source: RefSeq, a predicted model, not a curated record
AUGCGGAUUUUCAUACCUUUUCUUUUCAAUUCUGCCCUUUACUUGAACUGGGCAAGCGCUGCCACCAACCCAAGUCAACACUGCAAGCCGUUGCCAUCUUCUCCAAAUUGGCCUUCGCUAGAGCAAUGGCAUGCUCUAAAUGAGUCCCUCUCUGGUCAACUACACGCCCCCAUUCCUGCCGGCACUGUUUGCCAUGCAGGUCAGCCCGGAUAUACAAACACCUCAUGCACCAUAGCCAAGACACAAUGGGGUAAUUCCUCAUGGCAUGCAAACAAUCCGUGGUCAACAGACUACAACGACGACACCUGUCUUCCUGACCCUAUAGCACCAUGCUCUACAGCAGGUUAUCCGGCGUAUGUUGUCGAAGCUCUGGCUGCGAGUGAUGUCCAGGAGGCUGUCAACUUUGCCAGACAAACGGGGGUCCGCCUUAUUGUUAAAGGCACUGGUCAUGACUGGCCCGGUCGUUCCUCAGGCCCAGGUGCUCUAUCCAUCUGGACCCAUCGUAUCCGUGGGAUAAAUGUCACACACAACGACCCACGCGCGGUGGCCUAUGGUGGCGUAGCAUCCGUCAAAAUCGCCGCAGGCAUGCAGUGGAGAGACAUUUACCAACAAGCGGCCGCCCACAACUUGACUAUUGUUGGCGGCGGAGAUGUUAAUGUUGGUAUUGGUGGCUGGAUUCUGGGCGGUGGUCACAGUCCUAUAUCCAGUCGCUUCGGACUUGGCGCAGACCAGGUUCUUGAGCUUGAGGUGGUAACUGCGGAUGGCAAGCAUCGAAUUGUGAAUGAAAAUUCCUAUCCGGAUCUUUUCUGGGCAUUGCGAGGUGGUGGAGGCUCAACAUAUGCCGUCCUCUUGUCGGUUACUGUCAAAGCAUACCCUCGGAUGCCCACCACAGCAUACGUCUUUUCAUACAACACUACUGCAAAUUCCGAUACUUUCUGGUCUCUGCUUGCAUAUUUCCACCAACAGCUGCCCAUGCUGUCUGACUCUGGUGCCAUGGGAUACUAUUUUGUAGAGCCGACGGUCAACUCUACCGCGGUGGGAAUGAUUGCUGGUGGGUGGUUCUUCCCAGAAAAGACGACUGACCAAGCCAAAGCUAUUGUAUCACCCAUGGAGAAAGUGAUUCUUUCAUACCCGUCUUGGGCCAAGGAUCCUAUCGUGGGCGGGGGCUUUCCAGAGGAAAUGGAUGACUUUACUACUUCUUUUUGCCUGGCCGCGGAGCCCCAGUCUGUAGGGGUAGACGGGCGAUUGGGCUCUUGGAUUCUCGACAAGAAGGCACUGUCAAAGCCACUGGACACGUUGAAGACACAACUGAAAAAGUCGACCCCCACUCCAUGGAUGCUUCUGGGCCAUUUGGUCGCUGGUAAGGGAGUCAGGGAUGCAAAGAUCCCCGGAGGCAGCAAUGCUGUUUCACCCCAUUGGCGAAGUGCGUAUUCACAUAUCGUUAUCCCUCGAUCAUGGCCGUACCUCAAUGCCACCGAUAAAGCAGCCGUAACAACUUCCCUCCGCAACGAAGCCAACGAAGCCCUGAGAGAACUUGCGCCGACCUCUGGCGCAUACAUGAAUGAAGCCGACCCAACCAUCUCAGAUUGGCAGGAGGUGCUCUAUGGCGAUCAUUAUCCGCGGUUAUUGGAAUUGAAAAAGAAAUGGGACCCCGAAGGUGUUUUUUGGUGCAAGCCUUGUGUUGGAAAUGAGCUGUGGGAAGUGACUGGUCCUAGUUCGAUGGAUAAAGUAGAAUGGGGAAUUGGCCAGACUGGUGGCAAAAUAUGCAGGAAGUAG